GUGCCGUGGGAAUGGUGUCCGGCUGCUUCCUAGCUGCACACCCCUCCGACAAGCUUCUGGCCGUUCUGUCAGGUCUCCUGAUGUAUGAGAUUGCGGCGGAGAACGCCGCGUCAAAGGACUACGUCCGGGGACCGGGAAGCUUCGUCCCGGCGUUCCUGGACGAGCUCUAUGCCAUCCGGCAAGCAGCUCUAAAGGGUGACGACAGCUGGUUCUCGGGGCGGGCAAAGAUCCAAGAGAUCAGGCUAUAGCAAACUAUAGCAUAAACCAUAGUGUAUAUAUAGAUGUAUACCGUAUACCGUUAAUAAAAGCUGCGAUAUUUGCAAUACAAUUCAG
Molecule: messenger RNA, 333 nt
Organism: Aspergillus novofumigatus IBT 16806
Lineage: Eukaryota; Fungi; Ascomycota; Eurotiomycetes; Eurotiales; Aspergillaceae
Exons: 1
Coding region: 12-248 (78 amino acids)
Source: RefSeq, a predicted model, not a curated record